This is a messenger RNA of Pisolithus orientalis, 2277 nucleotides long. RefSeq lists its product as uncharacterized. Bases 1 to 2277 code for a protein of 758 amino acids. The transcript is spliced from 17 exons. The record is from RefSeq and is a predicted model, not a curated record. Lineage: Eukaryota; Fungi; Basidiomycota; Agaricomycetes; Boletales; Pisolithaceae.
AUGCCCAAAGCUUCUCUACAUACUCCCAUUUCUAUUGAAAGCCAGAUGAGCCAAGGCCUUGAUUUUGCUGAGGGAAAGGCUCAGCACACAUGGAAAUCCUGCCAGGACCAAGGGAUAACAGGAGAUGCAUCCAAGGCAGAAAGACAAGUGAUCCAACCCGCUCGAGAGACUAGCCAAUUCCUCAGGACUCACCCCUCACAAACAGACUCAGGCUGGGAAAGAACCCUGCCUGUCCUAACAGCUCCAGUACUUGAACUUGCACCACUGGAACUUGCAGCAUUGGAAGCUGUGGGACCCAUGCUUGUGGGAGUUGAGGCCACACCACUGCUGGUGCAUGGUGGUUCUGGCCAGGGAGCUGCAAAUUUCUUGAGCCCAAUUGCUGGGCCUUGUCAACAUCUGUCCAACCUCAAAAACCUCAGGAUCCAUGACUAUGUCAUGAGGGUGCAUAAUCCCAAUGGUCUUCAACACUUGCAUGUCUGGGAGUACAUGAUCAGGUUUCCAGACCAUCCAGACAGGCAUGCAUAUUUCAAAAAGGCACUGGAAAAUGGUGGGCAGGGUCAAGAUGAUGAUGAUGAUGCACAUGCUUGCAAUGCUCAGACUGUUUCUUGUGCCCAGUCCCCACUUCCCCCAUCUUCACCACCCACAUAUGAGUCUGAUGACUCUGCCCAUCCUGUAGGGGAUGUUGUCCAUCCUUGCCAAGAAGGUGGCCUGAUCUAUACUAGACUUCAGAAGAAGGGCAAAGGUAGGGCUAUAGAUGCCAAGGACAUUGAUGCUGCAAACCACAGUGACUGUGACACCCAACUCACAAACCUCAAGAAGAUGUCAAGACAAUGGCAGAAGAACUUGGCCAAUGGCACAGGUGGUCUACAUGCAACAUACUUGUUGCUGUGGGAUUUAGUGUUAAGGCUUCUCAUACCAAAAUUAAUGAAGCCAACCUCUUCCACUCAUGGUAUUGGGCCACACAGCCCAAACCAGAUGGUGGAGUACAACACCCUCAUGAUAGGCAUCCCCAAGGAUGACUUUGCAACAAGGAGGGAAAAGUUUAAAGCUGUCUAUGAGUGGAGUGAGAGCUCCUCUGCCAUACCAACUAAUCAAUCUGUCAAAUCUAUUGCAGCUAGAGUGGACAAUGCAAAGACACAAUUUUCUGGAUUGGUGGAGGUGUGGUCCAAUCUCGAGGAUAUUGAGAUAGUUGGAGUGGUAAUGUAUGUUGGACAGGACCCUGCAGGAUAUCAAACUUCUGGCAUAUUUGGAGGCUCUGAGACAAUAAGAAACUUCAUCAAUGAAAAUGGCAUUGAUGUCCAGUCACUCAUGGAUAAGUAUACCACAAUUUUCAAGUGUCUCAGGAACAGUGAUGGUGCAGAUGCCAGGGUGGCUGGCACUGGUUCCAUUGGAGAUGUGGGUUCUGUGCUGGAACUACAUUGCUGUACAAAGGAGACUCUGAGAGACUGCAACCACAGAGUAUUUGGAAGCAUGAUGAAGGAGAAGAUGUUGGCUGCAUUGAGAGAUCUGCAUGUCACAUGUGGCAUUGAAGUCAGUGAUCCCCAGAAAGUUUCCUGGCACCAGCUUCUCAAGUUUUUGCAGAAGAGCCACCUCACUAUUGUCAACUGGACCCAUAGUGUAUCUCCACUGGGCCCUGCUUUCAAGUACAAGAAACUUAAGGCUGGCCCUUUUUGUCAACUUGUAGUACCUUACCUUUGGAGAAAACUGGGUCUUUUGUAUGACAGGCAAACCAAUGAUGAGGAAGAACAAGAUAGACUGGAUGAUGUGCUGGAAAUUGAGAUUAAGUGCUGGAAUGAAGAGGUCAUCAAUAUUUUGGAUGCUGACCCUUUGAAGGGUGAGAUCACACUCAUCAACGCUACUGAUGGUACUGUUUUUCAGCAGAUCUCAGAUGAUCCAGAGUGGAAGAAGUCCCUCAAGGAAAUGGAUCACCAGCAGCAAGGCAUAGAGUAUCUGCUGACAUUUGCAAGGCUUUACAGUCUGACCAUCAAACUGCACCAUGCAAUCAAUGCUGGGAUGAUCUAUGUUGGGAUAAUCUUCCAAGCCAUCCUCACAUGCGAGAGGCUGGCCCAGCCCAGCAGUCUUUUCCCAGAUGACAAGCAUUACCUUCUGGCCACCACAAUCAAUUUCCUCUGUCUUGCCAAGGAUUCCAUCAUGUUCCAUCUCAAACCAACCAUCCUUACUACAACAUCAGGUGAACCUCAUUGGGUUAACAGGGGUAAUGCUGCACAAUAUGAGGAUGACUUUGCUGAGGAGUAUAUAAAUGAAGAUUACUACUAG